AUGGGAAAAUUUAGAUCAAAACUAAAGGGUAAAUCAAAGGGCAAGAGAUGGCAGAAGGGUCAAUCGUCGAAUUCGAACCCAAAAACUCAAAAGUACAGAGAAAUGGCCAAAUCCCGGUUUUUCCAAGAGAACCUCGGAAGUACUGGUUUAACACAGCAGGCUGUCUUAAAGCAUGAUGCUAUGAUGACGUAUGGCCACAGCAGUGGUAAACCGAAAUCAGAUGCCCUAAAUGAGCUGACCAUAGCAAAAGACUUUGAGAAUAUGUCUGUGAGGACUGGGGACGAUGAAUCUGAAACUGAAUACUCUGGUUCUAUGAAGUGGGGUACAGUGAAGUCGUUCCAAACAUUUGCAUCUGAUUGGAGCCAAUGUUCUAAUGUCAGUUUUAGCAAGCUUUUAAAUAGGUUUGAUUCAAAAAAUGCUGUUCACAAGGAUAUGCUGGCUAUAUUAGCCGCUGUGACUGAUGUUAUUAAAGAGCAAGGAGGUAAAGAAUCUACCACAGAAUAUUUUGCUGCAUUGAUGCAAACUCUAAAAGCGUCUAAUGAUGAAAGCAGCAUAGUUGCAACACUAUCACUUCUAGCGAUGGGCAUCAAGUCUGUACCUCAAGCAGUGCUCAGGAGACAGUUUUCGGACUCUGCUUCAAUAUUAAUUGAGUUAUUGGAGAAGAAUAUGCAAAGUGAAAAUGGUACACUGCUGCGGAGUGCUAUUGGAUGCCUGUCCGUACUUUUGAGAGCACAGGAGUAUGCUUUGUGGGGUGAUUCUUCUACGAUGAAAGUAUUUGAGGCUGUGCUUGCAUUCACAUUACAUUCAAAGCCUAAGGUACGAAAGGCAGCGCAGCAUGCAGUUACUGCUAUUCUACGGGGCAGUAGUUUCAUGAUACCAUCAGAAGAUCCAAAAAUCAAGGUUCCUAAAUUGCAUCCGGCAUCAAAUAGAGUAGCAGAGUAUUGCUUGUCCCAAAUAAAGGCAGAAGCACUGUUAUCUGGUCACCGCUCCGUUCUCCACAUACUGACAAUGCUCCGUGACAUGCUCCAUGUAUUCAGCAAAGAUUAUAUAAAGGCGAUCUGCGAGGCGAUCCUCUCGCUGAUGGCGCACAACAACGUGUACAUCCGCACGUGCUGCAUGCACACGCUGCACGCGCUGCUGUCCGCGCCCGCCGGCAACCUGGGGGGGGCGCUGGCGUCGCAGCUGGCGCGCGCCCUGCUCGCCGCUCGGCCCGCCGCCGCGGACACCGGCCAGGUGCCCGCCUGGGCCGCCGUGCUGCAGCAGGCCCUGUGCUGCCUCGCCAGAUUGGAUCUGAACCUGUGUAUGCCCAACCUUCCGCCGUUCGUCAACAUCUGCGUCUCCGAGUUGUGGCUCUCGGAUGUCCCUGACAUAAAUGCGGCUGCCACCAGCGCACUUAAGGCGAUCCUGAUGGACUGCGUGGGCGUGUGCGCGGCAUCAGCCGAGUGUCUGGUGAAGCACCGAGCUCACGUGAACUCGGUGCUCAGCGCGAUAGGCACCGGCCUGGACAACCCCUUCAACCAAGCGCUGCGCCACGUCAUCAUGACCAUAGCGGUCUGCUUCGAGAUAGGCAACGAGCAUCUCGCGGACAGCCUCGGCGCGCUGCUGAGGAAACUAAACGAGAGGAAGGAGAGCCACAACUUCGACCUCCACAAGGAGGUGGAACAUGCCACGGGAUGCGCCGUGAGAGCCCUCGGCCCCGAGUUCGUGCUGAGGAACAUCCCCAUCAAGGAGGGAGACGGGAUCAACCUGGACAGGAGUUGGCUGCUGCCGGUGCUGCGCGAGAAGCUGGCCGGCGCCAGGCUGAGGUACUUCGCCACCGAGAUCCUGGAGCUGGCGACGCUCUGCAGGCGAAGGGCCCGCGAGUACGGCCAGGCCGGCGACAGCCCACGCGCCCACACAUACGACCUGCUCUGCGCCCAGCUGUGGGCGCUGCUGCCCAGCUUUUGCAACUCCCCCGUCGACGUUAAAGACAGCUUCAAGUCCGUGGCCCGCGUGCUGGGCAACGUGCUGAAGGACAACCCGGAGUUCCGCCUCUCCGUGAUGCAGGCCUUGAGGAAGCUGAUCGCGUGCAGUGCGGACAAGGAGGACGAUAGGAACGAGCUGGCCAGGUUCGCCAAGAACUACCUGCCGAUACUGCUCAACAUCUACAUGUCACCGGCCAAAGGCAGCGAUGCCGUUGGUCAGAGGCUGGCGGCUUUGGAGACUAUACAGGUGUAUCUGACGAUUAGCGAGGACAGUGUACGCGAUGAGCUGUACAGCAACGCACUAAUACAGCUGGAGGCGGCCGUCGAUAAGCAUUUCCAGCGGGAAUCCAUCCUGGAUGUCAUCCGGCUUCUUGUGCUAUACCAGUCGAGCGAGCAGAUCACUCUACUCUUCGACAAGUGGGUCAUCCCGCUAUGUGAGACCACCUUGGAGGACCCCAAGACAUACUACAAGAAGGCCAAGAAGGCCUCCGGACAAGAAGACACAGAAGCCAACCGUCAGCUUAAAUACAAGGAGAAAGCGAAACUGCUGGAAAUGGAACACAAGAAAGCAUAUCGGAUACUUGAGGAGAUCUUCACGAGUGAAAGAGACGCAUGCAAGGAGUUCAUAAAGAACAAUUAUAAGAAGAUAAAGAAGAUGCUCAUGAGCUCGCUCAGUAAUGUUGCGGCUAGCAGCAAGGCUGCUAGGCUAAGGUGCAUCCAGCACCUGAUAGGGGCGUCGCCGUUCCUGAGCGGCGAGAGCAGGCUGGUGCGCAGCGCCGUGGCCGAGGCGGUGGUCUGCACCAAGGACGUCAGCUCCAAGUGCCGCCAGGGCGCCUUCGACCUCAUCUCCGCCGUGGGACGAGUGCUCAAGCCGCAGGAGGGAGGAAUGGCGGCGUUCGUGGAGCUGGUCAGCGCCGGCCUCUCGGGCACGGAGCCGCGGCUGGUGAGCGCCAGUGUGCGCGCCCUGGCCUCGGUGCUGUACACCUUCUGCGAGGACCUGGGCCUGGAGGCGGCCCAGGGCCUGCUGGAGCGGGCGGCGGGGCUCAUGCAGCACCCCAGCCGCGAGGUGGUCGCUGCCGCCUUGAGCUUCGUCAAGGUGUACACGAAGAUUGUGCCCACGGAGGUCCUCGCUGGCAGCCUGCCGCUGAUCUUCCGCAGUCUAGCGGCCAUGGUCGAGGACUGCAAGCGGCACUCGCGCCUCGAGAUCGGCCACUUCCUCGCGAGGGCGGUGAGGAAGUUCGGGGCCGAGGUGGUGGAGAAGCUGGUGCCCGCUGAGGACGAGGUCACGCUGCGGCGGCUGAGGAACAUCCGCAAGCUGGCCAGCAGGAAGAGACGCGCCCGGGAGCAGAGGCGAGGGCAUGACGAAUCGGACACGGAAGCUGACAUGGCGGUGAAGGGCACCUCCACGACCCUGGAGGACAUCCUGAAGGACUCCGACUCGGAGAUGGAGUAUCUGGAGGAGGAGGAGCGGCCCAGGGCGAGGCCGAAAGCGAAGCGCGCCGGCGCCAAGGCCUGGAUCCAGGACGACGCUGACGAGAUCGUCGACCUGGCUGACGUCUCUGCCGCAAGGAAGAUCACCGCGACCGACCCAACGAGGAAGAAGGUGUCUGCGGAGGCGGUGGCGAAGAAGAAGGACGGCGGGUUCCGGACGGCGGCCGAUGGCAGGCUCAUCAUCAGCGAGGACCUGGCCGAUGAUGAAGAGCCCCGCCCCAGUGGUGACAUCGACAGCGACACUGACGACACCGACGACGAGUCGGGCAAGGCUACGAGGCUGCUGAUGCCGGGCGCCAAGCGGCGCUUCGACGAUAUCCUGAGCGUGAAGAGCGGCCGCAGCAGGGCCAGCCGGGCCUCCGCCGCCACCACUGCCACCACUGCCACCGCCACCACCGGCACCGGCAAGUACAGAGCCGGUGGCAGGGGAAUUCACAGACCCCUGGGCUCAGCGGCGUCCGGCGCCGGCAAGGAGUACAGCAGCAAAAAGGCCAAGGGCGACGUCAAGAAGAGGGGCAAGCCGGACCCCUACGCGUACCUCCCACUCUCCAGGAAGAACCUCAACAAAAGGAAAAAGGCGGUCACGUCGAAACAGUUCAAGGGUAUCGUGAAAUCGAAGACCAAAUCCACGAACCUGAGGUCGAAGAGGCAA
This is a messenger RNA of Iphiclides podalirius (scarce swallowtail), 4107 nucleotides long. The record is from the annotation of a GenBank genome assembly. Lineage: Eukaryota; Metazoa; Arthropoda; Insecta; Lepidoptera; Papilionidae.